CGAAUUUGUUCGGGGAUUGGGCUAACUACUGUGAACAGUUCCGAUACCACAUUCUGAUGGACACGUUGGAGAGGUGGGAGGAUUACCAGAUCGCGGCAGCUGUGUCACUGGCGAAAAGUUUCAGUUCUGGCCUCCUUUCCCCUGAUUCGCCGUCAUCGGCAGUCAGUCGACCAGCAUGGCAGAAGAAGCAGUAUAGAGCAGUCUCGCGGGCACGCGCGAUGAAGAUCAACGCAUUUCAAAAGGCGAAGAUAAAGCGACUCGUUUCGUGUGCCAGAGCGCGAAAACAAGGACGGAAACUAGAGGCGUCUAGUGGGAAGAGCGCAGAUAUUCAGGAACAAUUUUAUGUUUCCUCGUGUUUAUUUACCAAAGGGAAUUAUACCUAGUUUUCUGAGUUGUUUCCGCCCUGUUGAGAUUGACAAUAGAAUCAAAUACGCUCGUCCUGAAGCGAUCUUCUUCCUGCUACUAGAUUAUGAAACUCACCAUAGUAGAAUAAACCUCUUUCCAAAAGAACCUCAUUCAUAUCUGAGACAAGUAUCAGAUUAAGGAGCUGACGCGCAUGGGCGUGCAAGUCAGGGACCUCAGGGAAGUUGUCAAGUCUCUACGCCAGCACAGAUCCGACGUUCAGGAGCUAUGUCUACAGAUGCUACAGCUACCUUUCUUGGACACAACGGUGGCGGCAGCGGGGAGCAGUACUAUUCCCAUUGUUGUACUAAAGUACUUAAAACUAGGACGAGGUGCUCACUGUUACAGCAAGGAAGUACAGUGUACUGAUGCUUCACUCGAACCACAAGUGACCAAAAUGAUUCAUCUCCACUCCACCUAGCUAAAUACAGGUGUAAAUGGCCAGUCGGAAUCUUCCAGCAAGCCUAACAUGACCAAAGCCGAGGCAGCCCUGGAUAAGAAAACACAGCGUAAAAAGUAUUACACGAACGUUUUCGGACCACAGGAGGGAGGACUCAGCGAUAACAGUUCGUCCGAGGAUAUGGAAUUUGUGUCGAAUACGACUCACAAUAUUAAGGCUUCCUCUAGUCCAUCUCGUCUAUAGAGAUGACCCCUCAGGAAUCGUAUGCCGUAGUUUUAGCAGUUAGCAGGAUACUUUAGGAUACUUACCCUUUUCUCUUUUAUAAAUAUCUUCCUCUGGUCUGUCUUUUUUCUAGUUAGGUCGGCUCCACCACAAAUAUAAGGGAAAUAUUGGCGCAUACUCUUGUGAGGGAUGUGGAUGUUGGGGAUGAACUGGGGAUGAAUUGUCUAACAAUAUCCGAACGCGCGUACGAAAUAGUAUUCAGAAUGGACGCCUUGCAGAGGAACGGAAAGGAAAUUUAUGGUAUUGGCAGACGACUUUUGCUUCGAUAAUUUUUUAGGUUAAUAUCAAUCUUCUAUGAAAUAAAGGGAUCCCCAGCACAAUAUGCUUACCCGUACGUUUACAUACGUGACGAUACCCUAUCAAAUACUGAAUCAUCCUCCUACCUUGUUCCUUCUCUAACCACUGCUCAAAACAACAACCUGCUGCGCGCGGUCCAGAAACUCAAGGCUACGAAAGGGAUCGGCCGCGCAACGGCCCUACUGAAGCUGGCACACGAGGAGAUAGUCGCAGAGCAUAGUGGAAAAGAGUCGCAGUGAAGCAAGUAGUUGGAGCGGCAACCUUAGAAGAUUGCGAUUUAGUUUUAGAGACAAUUGACGAUCAAAAUGUAGAUUUGAAGGUUUUGAAUCCAAAUCAUGCUCCGGUACUGAACGGCCGAUCACUGUGAACCGUUUUGAGUUUGAUACUUCGAUAAGAUAAUGAUAAUGAUAACAUUGAACAAAAAGUCAUACUUAUAUGAAUCCGUUGCACCCUCAAUAUUGCUAUAUGAAUGAAUCCAGAUGUACAUCACGACGACAUGAUCAUAACCAUAGCAUAAUAUUCUCAUCCAGUACACUAGACUGACUGUAAUCAUUUUUCGUGCAUGAUCAAGAUCAAACAAGUUAUUGUUAGGUUUUAGUAGAGAUUAGUAAGUAACAAGUCUUUUUGGUGUUUUGUUGAUAAACUAGCAUAAAGCUGCGUGCAUGGGCAGAAUCAAUCAUGAAGAUAGAACAGUAUAUUAUAGUCAUUUUUCUGAAAGUAUGCGAUAGCUAUGCUGUACGAUAAUGAACACGAACUUGUCGUCCACAAAAGCAUGUACAAAAAGUAUGCACCUCUGUAGUUUCAAUGAAUUAUGGAAAUCUAGAUGUAGUAGUAUACUUCUAUACUACCAUCAACAAACAUGGGAAGUUCUCGCUAGAGUUUUACCAAAUCAGCUGAUAGGUGUCAUUUCUGUACAGUAAGUAUGCAUAGACCAUUCAAUUCGGAAACAUUGAUUUUGAUGUAUCUACCGCAACAAGUCAGCGGAGUCUUGCGCCUAAUCUAAUACCACGAGAUCUUGAACACCUCGUAUCGUUUUCGAUUUCUGUACUUGCAUGUGUAACAAAAUAU
Messenger RNA from Amoebophrya sp. A25, 2449 nucleotides. NCBI's taxonomy places the organism in Eukaryota, Dinophyceae, Syndiniales, Amoebophryaceae. The record is from the annotation of a GenBank genome assembly.